GGUGAGCCGGAGGAGCCAGUCGCGGCCCGGGCAGGGCGAGCCCGCCGGCGCGCAGCAUAGGAUUGCCAAGGGGGCCACACGUGGCAGCGGCAACACCAGCAGUGCUGGAGAGCGAUGGAGACCGAGAAGAAACCUGGGCGCGAUGAGGAUGAAAAUGCUGCUGAAGAGGCGGUAGCGGUGGCAACUGUUUCGCCGAGAGAUGCGGACGGUGGGCCCCCCUCUGCGGCGGCCGCUGAGAACUGCACAAGCAAACGGGGUUUCUUGGAGUCGUCAGGCUCGGAUGGGGCUGUCGUGGAGGAGGACGGAAGCGCUCGUGCUGCCAAGCGCAUGAAGUUAGCCGAGGGCGAGUCCCCGCAGUCUGGAGAGCAGGGCGCGCUUGGGACAGAGGCCCCCGAGAGCUCGGAUGGAGGCGGGGCAGCGCAGGUGGCCAUCCGGGGCAACAGCUUGGAUGGGGCACCGCGUCCACCCCAGGCCUUCUCCCUCUCGGGCAGUUUUCACACCACUGAAGCUGUUUCUGUGAAAACAGAUCCCGAAGAAAAGCCUGCUCGGGCAAGGGCAUCCCCUGAUCCAGAGAGGGCCUCUCCUUCAUCCCUGCAGCAGAUGAGCGUCGCCUGUGCCCCUGGAGACGCAGACAUGGGUCUCAGGUGCCACCUGUGCGGUCAGUUGUUUCCUUCCAGCUCUGACCUGCAGAAGCAUGGCGACUGCAGGUCGCAGCCAGCAGAGGGACACGCUUGCCACCACUGCGGCCCCGUGGCGGGGAGCAGCGCCAUGUUGCAUGCACAGGCCAUGCGGGGGCCAGGGCCGCAGCAGGCCUUCUCCUGCGACCUCUGCGGCUUCCAGUGCUCGGAAGAAAGCCUGUUGGACGCACACUGCCUCGGGAAAACACAUCUCCGCCGUCAGAACCUCGCGGCUCGUGGAGGAUUUGUGCAGAUCUUAACAAAACAACCUUUUCCUAAGAAACCAUGUGCCAUGGGAACCAAAGGUGGUCCUGCAAAGCCACGAGCUAAGCCAGCAGCAAAGACUAGUGUUUCCAAAGGAUUACAGAAUGCUGGGGGCAUAUGCGGAGAUUUCAGGGGAAGCACGUCCAAGCAGAGUGGAAGCAACAGUGAGCUCCUUGUAGAGAUGACGCCCUCCACGGACCCUGUGUCAGAGCGAGUAGAGGUAGCGGAAGAAAACGUGGCUCCCUGUGGUGUGGCCGGGAACCCUGAAAGCCAGAGGAUGGAGCUGGGCCCCGUCGUGACCUCAGACAGUCUCUUAGAUCAAUCUACAAAACACACCCCACCUUCGGCGCACGAAACCGGUGCUGCCUCAAAACCCAGGCCUGAGCGGAACAUUCUCCUGUUGAGCAACAGCUUCCGACGACGAGCUGGUACUUUUGCCCUAAAAGGUCAAGCGAAGAAAAGGUUUAAUCUUUUAGGAAUUAAUAAAAGAGGCACAAGUGAAACCCAGAGGAUGUUCAUGAAACACUUUAGAACACAGAGAGCCAGUGACGCGCAGUCAGUGCCCAGACACGCCGGGGUCAGCGGCAGUGUCCACGGAGCAUGCGGGGCUUCUCCGGCCACUCAGGAUCCUCAGCAGGGAGGGGGGGACUCCCAUCGCCCGUGCUCCCUGGACUCCCUGACCGCAAGGCCAGCUUCUGACCACCAGACGCCGUGGACUGGCACAGACUGCGGCCUCCCAGCUGCGGGCAGGACGGAGCUGGAAGUCCACGUGAGACAGGGCCAUGCGCGCGAGAGGGCGUUUUCCUGCCAGACGUGUGGUCUUUCCAGUACGUCCAAGGGGGAACUAGAGGAACAUUCGCAUGAUAACCAGCAUCAGCAAACUGCCUCUGUCCUCACUUGUCAGUGUUGCCCAUUUACCUUCUUGAGUGAGCUGAGCCUCAGGGAGCACAUGAGGGAGAAGCACAGCGCGGGCUUUCUCUGCACGCUGUGUGACCUCCUCCUCCUGUCCCCGGAGGCCGUGGAGGAGCACAAGGCCGCUGAGAGGCAUCGUCAUCUGCUGGGCCAGUCAAAGUCCUCUCAGCCACUGGAUAGCGACUUGGUUUUUCAGACUUUACCUUUGGGGACUUUAAAAUUAGGAAACACAAAAUAUCCUACGAGUGAGUCAGGACAAGCUGCUCAGGAAGAGCCUGUGCCGUCCAGGGUAAGCCAUGGGGGUGAAGUGAGGCAUUCGAGCAAGCCUCAGUUCCAGUGCAAGAAGUGUUUUUACAAGACAAGGUCGUCCACUGUCCUCACCAGACACAUAAAGCUCCGGCACGGCCAGGACUACCACUUCCUCUGUAAAGCAUGUAAUCUUUACUCACUGAGCAAAGAGGGGAUGGAGAAACACAUCAAGAGAAGCAAGCAUCUUGAAAACGCUAAGAAAAAUAAUAUUGGCUUAAGCUUUGAAGAAUGUAUCGAGAGGGUGUGCAUAGGUGCCCAUGACAAAAAAGAAGAGCUUCCCGUGGCCGGCAGUGGCAGGCUGGAGGGCCACGUGGAUGGUGUGCAGCUACAGGAGCAGCCCUAUGUGGAGAAGAACAGGCUGGCACCCAAGGAGCUGUCCCAGCCGGGCGUGGGCGCCAGGGGUGAGGGGUCAGCUCUGAGCGGGACUCCAAAGAGAGGAAGGCCUAAAGGCAACAACACCUCUCGGACAUGUUCGCAUUGUGGACUUCUGGCCUCCAGCACGACGAACUUGACCGUACACAUCAGGCGGAAGCACAGUCACCAGUACAGCUACUUGUGCAAAGUGUGUAAGUAUUACACGGUCACCAAGGGAGACAUGGAGCGCCACUGCGCCACCAAGAAGCACAGAGGCCGCGUGGAGGUAGAAGCGCAUGGAAAGCAAAGUGCAGACAUCGUCGUUGGCCCCGAAGGGGGUAACCUGGAAGCCGGUGGAAAAAACUCGAGCGCAGCAGUGACCGUCUCCGCCGAGCCCGCCGAGCCAGAGCCCGCCGCGUCGGGAAGGCCGGUGUUCGACCCCGGACACCCAGAGGAAGUGGAGGUGGAGACGGGCCAGGACCCCGCCGGGAAGGGCCAGGCGGGCCCGGAGGCGCCGGACCUGACCCCGCCGGGAGGCGCCUGCGCCCCGAGGGACGCGGCGGGCCCCGGCGACCACCGCUGCGCGCACUGCGAGUUCCGCGCGCACUCGGCGGCGUCGCUGGAGCUGCACGUGAAGCGCCGGCACACGCGCGAGUUCGCCUUCUACUGCCUGGCCUGCGAGUACUACGCCGUCACGCCGCGCGAGAUGGGCCGGCACGCGGCCACCGAGAAGCACCGCGCGCGGCGCCAGGCCUUCCUGCGCGCGCCCGAGGAGCAGCGGCGCCAGGGCUGCGAGGCGCUCCCCGUGGCCGCGGCCCCGGCCCCGGCGCCCCCGCGCGCCCGCUCGCCCGAGCGCCCCGCGGGCCCAGACGCGCCCCGCUCCGCAGACGGGGAGGCCCAGGGAGCAGCUCACCUCGGGGCCGGCCACCCCCUCGGUGAGGCUUUCCAGCAGCCCCUCGCCAGGGAGAAAGGCCUGCACCCCGCGGAGACGGUGCCCCUUGGCGCUCCCUCCAACCACGGCUGCCCCAGCAAACCUCACGAGGAGAACUCGGGAACCUUGGCUCCCAAUUUUGAGACAGCAGCGCCCCCCGCCACGGCGAGCGACCCCGGGGAGCUUCGGCUGCGGGGCGACGGUGCGGGGGGCAGCCCGGCGGGGCGCGGGGGUGCAGUCCCGAGCCUGCUCGCCUGUCCCGGGGCUCCAGACCCCGCCCCUCCGCCCGAGGGUGCCGGGCAGGUGCCCGCGGCGGCGAGAAGGGCGAGGGGGCAGGAGGACCCGGAGGGCGGCGGCGGGGCGCAGGCCCCGGGGGCCCUGGAAGGCGCGCGCGAGGAUUCUGCUCUAGAAGAUGAGGCAGUGCUCCUGAACUCACAGCAGGAAGCCAAGAUGGUUCUGGAGGAGGAUGGCCCGGCUCCCGCUGGCACGGCCGAGAGCGGGGAUGUUUAUGAAACCGUCGUCAGUGUUGAUGAUAAAGGCCAGGCCGUGUACAGCCUCCGCCGUUUCGAUUCGUCCAUAAUAAGAAUAAAGAGCCCCGAAGACGGGGAACUGAUGGGCCAUUCUGAAGCGGGUCUCGUGGCCGGGGUGAGGACUGGUGAGUUGCCCGUGAAAGACGCGGCUCAAGGCGCGAGGAAGAAGAAAUCCGAAGGCGCUUCCCUGGGUGAGUCCUCGCGCAUCCGCUGUGACGACUGCGGCUUCCUGGCAGACGGCCUGAGCGGCCUGAACGUGCACAUCGCCAUGAAGCACCCCACGAAGGAGAAGCACUUCCACUGUCUGCUCUGCGGAAAGUCCUUCUACACGGAGAGCAACCUCCACCAGCAUUUGGCGAGCGCCGGCCACAUGAGAAACGAGCAGGCCAGCGUGGAGGAGCUCCCCGAGGGAGGGGCCACCUUCAAGUGUGUCAAGUGCACAGAGCCCUUCGACUCCGAGCAGAAUUUAUUCCUGCACAUCAAAGGGCAGCACGAGGAGUUGCUGCGGGAGGUGAACAAGUACAUCGUGGAAGACACUGAGCAAAUCAACCGCGAGCGAGAGGAGAACCAGGGCAACGUGUGCAAGUACUGUGGGAAGAUGUGUCGAAGUAGCAAUUCGAUGGCUUUCCUAGCACACAUCCGCACGCACACAGGAUCAAAACCAUUCAAGUGCAAGAUAUGCCAUUUUGCAACAGCUCAGCUUGGCGAUGCCAGAAACCAUGUCAAAAGGCACCUUGGGAUGAGGGAGUACAAGUGUCACGUCUGUGGGGUUGCUUUUGUAAUGAAGAAGCACCUAAAUACUCAUCUACUAGGCAAACAUGGAGUGGGCACCCCAAAAGAAAGGAAAUUUACAUGUCACUUAUGUGAUCGAAGUUUCACGGAGAAGUGGGCCCUCAACAACCACAUGAAGCUCCACACCGGGGAGAAGCCAUUUAAGUGUUCCUGGCCCACCUGCCAUUAUUCCUUCCUCACAGCCUCUGCCAUGAAGGACCACUACAGGACCCACACAGGCGAGAAGUCGUUCCUGUGUGACCUCUGUGGCUUUGCUGGUGGGACCCGGCACGCCCUCACCAAGCACCGCCGGCAGCACACAGGAGAAAAGCCUUUCAAAUGUGACGAAUGUAACUUUGCCUCCACCACCCAGUCCCAUCUGACUCGACAUAAGCGUGUGCACACCGGCGAGAAGCCCUACCGAUGCCCCUGGUGUGACUACAGGUCCAACUGCGCCGAGAACAUCCGCAAGCACAUCCUGCACACCGGGAAGCAUGAGGGCGUGAGGAUGUACAACUGCCCCAAGUGCGCCUACGGCACCAAUGUGCCCGUGGAGUUCCGCAACCACCUGAAGGAGCAGCACCCCGACAUCGAGAACCCCGACCUGGCCUACCUGCAUGCCGGCAUCGUCUCCAAGUCCUACGAGUGCCGCCUGAAGGGCCAGGGCGCCACCUUCGUGGAGACGGACAGCCCCUUCACGGCGGCCGGCCUGGUGGACGAGUCUCCGGUGAAGGACAGGCCAGUCCGGAGUGGCCGGCGGCAGGCGCCCACGGAGCAGGUGCAGCAGGUCAUCAUCAUCCAGGGCUAUGACGGGGAGUUUGCCCUGGACGCCUCCGUGGAGGAGACAGCCGCUGCUACGCUGCAGACGCUGGCGCUGGCCGGCCAGGUGGCCCGGGUGGUGCACAUCACGGAGGACGGGCAGGUCAUUGCCACCGGCCAGGCGGGCACGCAGACGGGUGGCGGCGCCCCCGGGGCCGUCCUGCCUGAGCAGCUGGAGGACGCAGCCGCCCAGGUGGUGGUCGUGGGGGCUUCCCUGGACGGCGCCGGCGCGGAGGAGCCCCUCAGCCCCGGGCGGGCCGCGAUCCAGCAGGUGACCAAGCAGGACCUGGUGGAGCUGGCCCAGGCCGGCGUCCCCGCGCCCGAUGCGGCCUCCGCCCUGGAUGCCCUGCUGUGCGCAGUCACUGAGUUGGGGGGCGUGGACGGCCGGGUGGGGCCCGAGGAGAAAGGCCGCCCCGGCCCUAGGGACGUGCUAGUCCAGCUCCCCGCGCAGGAGGCGCCCCUCGCCACCCAGCCCGAGGGUGCGCAGAUCCACAUGUUCCACGACCUGCAGGACGGCCCGGCCGCCGCGGAGCCUGUGGAGGUGCUGACCCAGGUCGUGCGGCCCACGGCCCUCAUCACCUCGCAGGAGCGUGCCCAGGUGGCCUUCAAGAAGGUGGUCCAGGGCGUCCUUCAGUUCGCUGUGUGCGACCCGGCGGGCGGCCAGCUGGUGAAGGAGGGCGUCACGCAGGUCAUCGUGAACGAGGAGGGUGCCGUGCACAUGCUGGCGCAGGAGGGCGCCCAGAUCAUCAUGCAGGAGGCCGAGGCGCCCGGCCCGCACGUGGACCUGGCCGAGCCGGACGGCGAGAUCUCCCAGAUCAUCGUGACGGAGGAGCUGGUGCAGGCCAUGGUGCAGGAGUCCCGCGGCCCCUUCCCCGAGGGCGCCACCCACUACAUCGUGACGGAGCUGCCGCCGGGGGUGCGGGACUCGCCAGGCGUGUUCUCCCACACGGUCAUCGAGGCGGCCGACUCGCAGGAGGUGCUGCAAGCCGGGGCGGCGCUCAGCGCGGAGGCCGUGGUGCCGGCCGGGAGCGAACAGCUGACCAGCAUGGUCAUUUACACCCAGGAGGGCUCCUCGGCCGCCGCCGUGCUCCAGAGCCAGAGGGAGAGCAGCGAGCUCCAGGAAGCCUGAGCGGCCCUCCCUGACGCCGGCUCUCCCCGCGGCGCCACCGCCCUGGCCCGGGACGGCGCCGGCCCUGGAGGCCCCAGGGGAGCGGCUGCGCCCCCGUCUGUCCAUCUGUGGCGCCGAGAAGCAGCUCAGCUCUCUGCUGGCCUCUUCCCCACAGACGUCCCUCCCGUCUCAGCCCCCGCGGGGCGGCACAGGGCCUGGGGGCGAGAAACGGCCCGUCCGCUCCUGCUGGGCGCGGCUGCCGGAACGGUUCUUCUGUAUUUGGUUAAAAGUUGCGGCCGCGAGCGUGCCCGUCGCAAGCUGUCCGCUCCGUUCACUUUUUGAAAUUUUGGGAUCGCGGUGUCCCCAGACCAAAGGAAGCCCGUCGGCCCAUUCGCGUGUGGGCUCCCUCCUCGGCCCUGGCGGAGAGGCGCCGGGGCCGGGGCCUGGGGCGGGAGGAGAGUGUGCCUGUCAGCGCCCGGCGCGGCCGGUCUCGACCUAGUUUCGUACGAUAGAGUCUCUAUAUGAAAUGUGCGCCCUGGAAAAUACUGUUCAUAUCAAUAUUUUGCUUUUUAUAACAAAUGUUUGUUCGUAUCGAUAUCAUUUUUGCAGGAUUGUUUGUGUCAGGGGGCGCGCUGACCUUAAACGUCAUGCCGGAGGCGGCCCGGCCUCAACCGGCCUCCCUGCCCAGGCGGCCACGCUCGGGCGGCCCGGCGGGGUCCCCGCUGCGGCCCUCGGGUCUCGGUGCCGUUGCGCUGCUUCCUCCCCCAGAGCUGUAAAGUAGCCCUGCCCGCAAACGCACAGGUUGUUUCUGUUCUGUUUCUUUUUUCUUUGAAAUAAAAUUAGAGCAUUAA
Messenger RNA from Talpa occidentalis (Iberian mole), 7526 nucleotides. RefSeq names its product zinc finger protein 407 (gene ZNF407). NCBI's taxonomy places the organism in Eukaryota, Metazoa, Chordata, Mammalia, Eulipotyphla, Talpidae. The record is from RefSeq and is a predicted model, not a curated record. Gene Ontology annotation, biological process: regulation of gene expression. Gene Ontology annotation, cellular component: nucleus. Gene Ontology annotation, molecular function: zinc ion binding; nucleic acid binding. Bases 115 to 6696 code for a protein of 2193 amino acids. The transcript is spliced from 9 exons.